AUAAUAAUCAAUCCUUGGACUUGUCAGACGGCGAAGAUGACGAGGGAGGCACCGAAGAUAGAGUGGAACGAGGGGAAAGGGAGAUUCGAGACGGAGGAUCACGAAGCAUACAUAGAAUACAAGAUGAGAAACAAGGGUAAAGUGAUGGAUCUGGUUCACACGUACGUUCCUUCUUCCAAACGAGGAUUAGGCUUAGCUUCUCAUCUCUGCGUCGCUGCUUUCGAACACGCCUCCUCUCACUCCUUCUCCGUCAUCCCUUCCUGCUCCUAUGUUUCGGAAACGUUUCUUCCUCGGAACCAGUCAUGGAAGCCUCUAGUUCAUUCAGAGGAUCUCAAGUCUAGCAUCUGAACUACACUCCUUCUUUCUCCUUGUCCUCUGUUAUAAGACUGUAAUAUUUUAUAAGUAAAUGACUCUAAAAUAAUCGUUGAUUGGUUUUUACCUUGAAACAUCUUGUAAUCAAAACCAAAGCGACUGGAUUUAUCUUUAUGAAUCCUAAAGCUUUCACUUAUCGCAAUUCGAGUUUACUUUUUGGUUUA
Capsella rubella is the source of this 536-nucleotide messenger RNA. RefSeq names its product acetyltransferase At1g77540. Lineage: Eukaryota; Viridiplantae; Streptophyta; Magnoliopsida; Brassicales; Brassicaceae. The record is from RefSeq and is a predicted model, not a curated record. The annotation marks the transcript as partial. The transcript has 2 exons.